Colletotrichum lupini is the source of this 1725-nucleotide messenger RNA. RefSeq lists its product as uncharacterized. The record is from RefSeq and is a predicted model, not a curated record. The transcript has a single exon. NCBI's taxonomy places the organism in Eukaryota, Fungi, Ascomycota, Sordariomycetes, Glomerellales, Glomerellaceae. Bases 1 to 1725 code for a protein of 574 amino acids.
AUGAUGUCCCCAAGGAGUUUCCUUUACUACAAUAGGCAGCCCUCGGCCUCGACCACCCCUCCACCAUCUUCUCCCUCCCCUUCGAAUCUCACGCGCAAACCGACCAACAACAGCUACGCCGCCAGCCCGAGAUCAUCCAUUGCUACUACUACGACUGCUGCUGCUGCUAUCACGAAGACGACGACAACAACCACUCCCGUCAUCAUCCCCAGGACGGCUUUGCCUUCUGCCCUACUGGAUCGGAAAAAGGAUGCUCAGAACGUGUCCGUCACCCUCACGCCUAUCCCUACCUCUUCCAUUACCACCUCAGCUACCAUGGCCAAAAGCAAGGAUGCUCGCCGCGAAACUUCUAAGUUGGCGCCUUCGAGCCCUCCUCGGACAACAACAAGCGUAAACACCAGACCGACGACCCCGACUACGCCUGUUCAGAUUCCCUCAAAAUCAAAGGCGACCCCGUUUUACACCUCUAGCCGCCAUGCGCAUCGGAAGCCCUCCCGGCCGAGGGAUGUUCACUCACCGGACGCCGUCCCGCCUGCCAUGCUGGCCUUGCUGGCCGUCACUGAUAUUCCUAGACCUCGACGCAGCUUGAGGCAGAGGCUAUCCAGGGACCAGGCAAUGACUCUGGAAGCUGUUAUCGAGAGACAGCAAGUCUGCGAAAAGGAACUUAGUCUCACUUUCGGCAAGAGCCCCCUAGACUUGCUGUUAUCGCCACCCGACGACCUGACAGACGAUGAUAUGUCAGUCAGCGAUAGCGGUCUUGGUUCCGUGUUAUCUACCAGAACUGUUUCUGUGGAAUCGGUUCCUUCACUAGGCGAUUCUUUUUCCACCGACACACUGUCGUCGGUCGAGUCACCUUAUGGAUCCAGCCCGCGGAGGAAGCGCUCCCGCCAACCCAGGCGUUCGCUGGAGCCCAUCUCAUCUCCUCCCGGUCAGCCCGAGGACCACCCACUGUCCCGCGACCGGGUCAGCGUCGACGAGAUUGACUUUAGAGUGUUCGACGAGUCUCAGGAUGAAGAGGACACCAAGUCAGAGUUCUCAUUCUCUGACUACACUUUCCCGCUACGCCCUCUCAAGUCAGCGUUCAAGUCCAAUCUGACUGCAUCACUCCGCGCCCUGCGCUCGGCUGCACGAUCUAUCUCAGCCAUUAACUUUUCGUCUAUCCCGCCCGACGAUUUCCUCACGAGAUCCAUUCUCACCAUCGACCCCAAGGUGCCUUACACGGAUGAGCGAAGGCCACCAGUACUCGAGGAGGAGCCGUCGGCUGCGUUGCGCCGGUACCUGAACCCCACGACAAACGCUCGAAUUGAGCCCCACCCUGUAGCGGCCACUACGCCGACGGGCACGCGAAGCUUUACUGCGUCUAUCCAGAUGCAAACAUACAAGGUUCAGAAAAGCCGGAGUGCACCACCCACAUCAACUCGGAGCCCCUCCCCGGCGACAUCGGCGGUCACGACUCAGUCAACACCUUAUCAGCCCCCAGCACAAUCUCCGACCCAGACCGCAUUCACGUAUCCUCCAGGAGGCAUGCGUCAGCGAGAGAUGCGGGAGAACUCGGACUUCAUUCGUAUCGCAGUCAUGGAAAUGGCGAUGCGCAAGCAGGGCAAACUCGACGACCAACGGCCGGGCCGCGCUCGCUGGGCGUUACCGCCGCGAAAGGCCAGCGUACGCCCUUACGAUGUUGGUAGCGACGGCGUCCCAGCACGAUGGAUCCCAGUGUCGCAUUGA